Messenger RNA from Onychomys torridus (southern grasshopper mouse), 999 nucleotides. RefSeq names its product vomeronasal type-2 receptor 116-like. NCBI's taxonomy places the organism in Eukaryota, Metazoa, Chordata, Mammalia, Rodentia, Cricetidae. Gene Ontology annotation, molecular function: G protein-coupled receptor activity. The transcript has 3 exons. Gene Ontology annotation, biological process: G protein-coupled receptor signaling pathway. The annotation marks the transcript as partial. The record is from RefSeq and is a predicted model, not a curated record. Gene Ontology annotation, cellular component: membrane.
AACGGAUUUGGACUUAAAGUGAAGAUAGGAGAAUUUAGCCCAUAUUUUCCACAUGGUCAACAGCUCCAUUUAUAUGAAGACAUGAUAGAGUGGGCCACAGGAAAUAGACAGAUGCCACCCUCUGUGUGCAGUGCUGAUUGUGGUCCUGGAUUCAGAAAAUUCUUUCAGGAGGGAUUUGCAGCCUGCUGUUUUGAUUGCAUUCCCUGCCCAGAAAAUGAAGUUUCUAAUGAGACAAAUGUGGAUAAAUGUGUGAGGUGUCCAGAGGACCAGUAUGCUAACAGAGAGCAGGACCAGUGCAUUCACAAAGCCGUGAUAUUUCUGAACUACAAAGAUCCCUUGGGGAUGGCUCUGGCCUUAAUGGCCCUGUGCUUCUCUGCAUUCACAGUUCUGGUGCUUGGGAUCUUUGUCAAGCACCAUGACACUCCCCUUGUGAGGGCCAACAACCGGAAUCUUAGUUACAUAUUGCUCAUCUCACUCAUGUUUUGUUUCUUGUGCCCCUUGCUCUUCAUUGGUCAACCCAGCUCAGCUACCUGUGUCCUGCAGCAAAUCACAUUUGGAGUUGUAUUCACUGUGGCUGUUUCCACUGUGUUGGCCAAAACAGUGACUGUGCUGCUGGCCUUCAUAGUCACUGGACCUGGAAGGAUGAGAUACUUUCUGCUUUUAGGGGCACCCAACUACAUCAUAGCCAUCUGUACCCUCAUCCAAAUUAUUCUCUGUGCAAUUUGGCUUCGAGUUUCUCCUCCCUCUAUUGACAUUGGCAAACACUCAGAGCAUGGCCAAAUCGUCAUUGUUUGUGACAAGGGCUCAGUUACUGCAUUUUACUGUGUCUUGGGGUUCCAUGGCUCCCUUGCCUUAGGGAGCUCCAUUUUGGCUUUCUUAUCAAGGAAUCUCCCUGACAAUUUCAAUGAAGCCAAGUUGCUAACCUUCAGCAUGCUGUUGUUCUGCAGUGUCUGGGUUACUUUUCUCCCUGUCUACCACAGCACCAAGGGCAAGGUCAUG